Messenger RNA from Lolium rigidum, 3174 nucleotides. RefSeq names its product phosphoenolpyruvate carboxylase 4-like. Gene Ontology annotation, molecular function: phosphoenolpyruvate carboxylase activity. The record is from RefSeq and is a predicted model, not a curated record. Gene Ontology annotation, cellular component: cytosol. Gene Ontology annotation, biological process: tricarboxylic acid cycle; carbon fixation. Bases 1 to 3174 code for a protein of 1057 amino acids. The transcript has 22 exons. NCBI's taxonomy places the organism in Eukaryota, Viridiplantae, Streptophyta, Magnoliopsida, Poales, Poaceae.
AUGCCGGACACGACGGACGACAUUGCGGAGGGGAUAUCCUUCCAGGCGUUCGAGGACGACUGCCGCCUCCUCGGCAGCCUCCUCCACGACGUCCUCCUCCGCGAGCUCGGCCCGCACUUCAUCCACCUCUUCGAGCGCAUCCGCAUCCUCGCCCAGAGCGCGGCCACCAUGCGCGGCGCGGGGAUGGAGGACACGGCGUCGGUCGUGGAGCGGCAGCUGGAGGCGGAGCUGGCCGCCAUGUCGCUCGAGGACUCGCUUUCCAUCGCACGCGCCUUCUCCCACUACCUCAACCUCACGGGAAUCGCCGAGAGGUACCACAGGGUCCGUAAAUCACGUAGUGAAGUGCAUCUGUCAAAAUCAUGUGAUGAUAUAUUUGACAAGUUGAUUCAAGGUGGUGUUCCUCCAGAAGAACUAUAUGACACUGUCUGCAAACAGGGGGUUGAAAUUGUCCUGACAGCGCAUCCAACACAAAUAAAUCGGCGGACUUUGCAGUACAAGCAUCUUAGAAUAGCCCAUCUCUUGGAGUUCAAUGAACGCCCUGAUCUAAGCCAUGAGGAUCGAGAAAUGCUAAUAGAAGACCUGGUAAGGGAAAUCACAGCAUUAUGGCAGACAGAUGAGUUGAGGCGUCAUAAACCUACACCAGUUGAUGAAGCUAGGGCUGGCCUUCAUAUUGUGGAGCAAUCCCUCUGGAAAGCGAUACCACGAUACCUUCGCCGUGUUAGCAAUGCUCUGAAGAAGCAUACUGGCAAGCCACUUCCACUGACGUGCACACCGAUCAAAUUUGGUUCGUGGAUGGGUGGUGACCGAGACGGGAAUCCUAAUGUUACAGCAAAAGUGACUCGGGAUGUUUCCUUGAUGUCCCGGUGGAUGGCACUUGACCUGUACAUCCGACAACUAGACAAUCUUAGCUUUGAGCUAUCCAUCAAGAAAUGCAGCGAGAAGCUUGCAAGCGUAGCUAAUGAAAUCUUGCUCAAAGAGUCGGCAUCUGAAGAGACGAAGGCCAGUCCAUGGACCCAAACAGGACCGCAGAACAUCGUAAAACUUCAGCCUAGCUUGGCGCUCGCUGCUCAGCUUCCUUCUGGUGCCGAUCUUCCAUCAUUGACAGACAACCUUCUUGGGACGGAGGGAGUACUUCCAAAAGAUGUUGACGUCCUUUCAGCCAAGAAUGCAUUGGUAGCGAAGCUCAAAUCAGAAUCCUUGUGGGACAACAUUCAGGGGAUUCAAAUUCCAACCGAAAAGAGUGAUGACAGUCCAGUGCAGUCUCCUGGACGAACUCGACCAGGAUCAUCACAUAUGGGUCGAACACCAAGUGCUGGUCAACUAAGGAAAAUGUUGUUCACAGAAUCUAAGAUAGGCCGGUCAAGCUUUCGAAAGCUUCUAGAGCCAAGCCUCUCUGAUAGACCAGGAAUCACUCCAUACAGGAUUGUCCUUGGUAAUGUGAAAGAAAAGAUGAUGAAGACACGAAGACGACUUGAGCUUCUUCUUGAGGAUCUACCGUGUGACUAUGAUCCUGCAGAAUAUUAUGAAACACCAGAUCAACUUUUGGAGCCUUUGACCCUGUGCUACGAAUCACUGCAAUCAUGCGGAUCAAGCAUUCUUGCCGAUGGUCGAUUAGCAGAUCUUAUACGACGGGUUGCAACCUUUGGUAUGGUGUUGAUGAAGCUCGACGUGCGCCAGGAAUCAGGCCGGCACGCAGAAGCGCUUGAUGCUGUUACAUCUUACUUGGAUCUUGGUAUUUAUAGUGAAUGGGAUGAAGAAAAGAAGCUGGAUUUCUUGACUAGGGAGCUGAAAGGGAAGCGUCCACUGGUCCCCCCAUACAUAGAGGUUGCUGCUGACGUGCAAGAAGUUCUCGACACCUUCCGUGUUGCUGCAGAAUUAGGGAGCGACUCACUUGGAGCAUAUGUGAUUUCAAUGGCCUCUAAUGCCAGUGAUGUCCUCGCCGUUGAGUUGUUGCAGAAGGACGCAAGACUAACAGUUAGUGGUGACAUGGGACGGCCAUGUCCUGGUGGAACGUUAAGAGUUGUCCCCUUGUUCGAGACGGUGAAGGAUCUGCGGGAAGCUGGCUCGGCGAUCAGGAAGUUGCUGGCCAUUGACUGGUACAGAGAGCAUGUCAUCAAGAACCACAACGGGCACCAAGAGGUCAUGGUUGGUUACUCUGAUUCAGGCAAGGACGCCGGCCGUUUCACAGCAGCGUGGGAGCUGUACAAGGCUCAGGAAGAUGUGGUCGCCGCGUGCAAUGAGUUCGGUAUCAAGGUCACACUCUUCCAUGGUCGCGGCGGGAGCAUUGGCCGUGGCGGCGGGCCGACGUACCUCGCCAUUCAGUCACAGCCGCCUGGUUCAGUAAUGGGCACUCUUCGGUCGACGGAGCAAGGUGAGAUGGUGCAGGCCAAGUUCGGGCUGCCCAAGACGGCGGUGCGGCAGCUGGAGAUCUACACGACGGCUGUGCUGCUCGCCACCCUGCGGCCGCCGCAUCCUCCCCGGGACCCCCAUUGGCGCCACGUAAUGGAGGAGAUCUCCCGCGUGAGCUGCGCACACUACCGCAGCACGGUGUACGAGGACCCGUCCUUCAUCACCUACUUCCAGGAGGCGACGCCGCAGGCGGAGCUCGGGUACCUCAACAUCGGCAGCCGCCCGGCGAAGCGCAAGGCCACCCCCGGCAUUAACAACCUCCGGGCCAUCCCGUGGGUGUUCGCCUGGACGCAGACGCGGCUGGUGCUCCCGGCGUGGCUUGGAGUCGGCAAGGGCCUACAGGACGCCCUGGACAAGGGCCACACGGAGGAGCUCCGGGCCAUGUACGACGAGUGGCCCUUCUUCCAGUCCACGCUGGACCUGAUCGAGAUGGUGGUGGCCAAGGCCGACGCGCCCAUGGCGAAGCACUACGACGACGUGCUGGUGUCGUCGCCCGAGCGGCGGGCGGUGGGGGAGGAGCUGAGGAGGGAGCUAGCGAGGUCGGAGAGGUGCGUGCUGGCGGUGAGCGGGCACUGCAAGCUAUCGGCGAACAACCGGAGUCUGAGGAGGCUGAUCGAGAGCAGGCUGCCGUACCUCAAUCCCAUGAACAUGCUGCAGGUGGAGGUGCUGCGACGGCUGCGACGGGACGACGACAACCUGAAGCUCCGUGAUGCGCUGCUCAUCACCAUCAACGGCAUCGCCGCCGGGAUGCGCAACACAGGCUGA